This is a messenger RNA of Prosopis cineraria, 3410 nucleotides long. Its product is annotated as glutamate receptor 3.6-like. The record is from RefSeq and is a predicted model, not a curated record. Bases 496 to 3282 code for a protein of 928 amino acids. Gene Ontology annotation, cellular component: plasma membrane. Gene Ontology annotation, molecular function: G protein-coupled receptor activity; glutamate-gated receptor activity. Gene Ontology annotation, biological process: G protein-coupled receptor signaling pathway. The transcript has 6 exons. Lineage: Eukaryota; Viridiplantae; Streptophyta; Magnoliopsida; Fabales; Fabaceae.
AAUAUUUGAUAGAGUAUUUGCCUCGUGACAUGAAGGCUGCUCUGCAAAAUCCAAGCUUUCCUGUCAAGAUUAACUUUUGGCCAUACAAAGUGGGAGGCGGACUCUAAUCUUCCGGGGAUUUGGCAUUUAUAAAUUCUUAGCGUUAUUAAGACUGCCCUUCAGAUUUCGUUCCAGUUUCCCAGGUUUUCUCAUAUUUCUCCAGGAUCCCUGAUGACCAGCGGUUGGAGUUGAAUGCCCUGGCAUGUUCCCUUUCCUCCAAACCCCGUUCUUCUGCCUCAACACCAUACUCUUCUCAGUAACUUGCCCAUCACUCCGCUACCUUUUGCUUCAAUUGCAGGCUCUUCUAGUAUAUCUGCUAUGCUCCUUGCUCCUCCUGUUGUCCUUCGCUUUCCGGCAUCCUAGUAUUCAAUUUUCACUUUCUUUGUAGUUACUCUUCUGAAUAUCACGGUGCCUGAUUCUCUUCAACAAGUUUAGUGGGCUCGGCCAGCCACAACCAUGGCGGAAGUUUGGUUUCCGGCGCUGAUGAUCCUCUUCCUUGGAUUCUCUUCGACCGUGGCAUGCUCGAAUCAUUCCCCAAGACCCGAUUCUGUAAAUAUUGGGGUUCUCCACUCUUUCAACACCACCGUCGGUCGAAUUGUAAAGAUUGCAAUAGAGGCUGCAGUUGAAGAUAUAAAUUCUGUUCCAUCUAUUCUCGGUAAAACUAAGCUCAAAGUCUCAAUGCAAGAGGAUUCCAAGUACAGAGGUUUUCUGAGCAUUGCGGAGGCCCUGCAUCUCACUGCGAAACACGCGGUGGCUAUAAUUGGCCCGCAAAGCUCCAUCACAGGUCAUGUGAUAUCUCACAUUGCAAACGAGCUCCAAGUUCCCCUGCUAUCAGUUUCUGCAACGGACCCCACUCUCUCUUCCCUUCAAUUCCCAUUCUUUGUCAGAACUACUCACAGCGAUCUUUAUCAGAUGACUGCAAUAGCAGAGCUUGUUGACUACUACGGGUGGAGGGAGGUCAUUGCAAUCUAUGUGGACGAUGAUCACGGAAGAAACGGGAUCAGUGCAUUAGGAGAUAAGCUCGCGGAGAGACGGUGCAGGAUCUCUUAUAAAGCUCCGAUGAGCCCCGAAGCAACAAGGGAGGAGAUCACGAACGUGCUUGUUCAGGUGGCUCUGGCAGAGUCCAGGAUCAUAAUUCUACACGCCAGUUCUGCCUGGGGCCCCAAGGUGUUCAGAGUGGCCAAGUAUCUGGAAAUGAUGGGAUCCGGCUAUGUUUGGAUAGCCACUCAUUUCCUCUCCACUCUUCUGGAUACAAACGGUCCGCUCCCUCACGAUACCAUGGACAUGAUUCAAGGGGUUCUUACGCUGCGUAUGUACACCCCCGAUUCAGAGCUCAAACGAAGAUUCGUUUCUCGGUGGAAAAACUUGACUCGCGCCACUACCACUGUUCACCACCUUGGAUUGAGUACGUUUGGCCUCUUUGCAUAUGAUACUGUUUACGCGCUUGCUCGCGCGCUUGACAGUUUUUUCAAACAAGGGAAUCGAAUCACAUUCUCGUACGAUCCCAAAUUGUCUGAGCUGCGCCGCGACAACUUGAAUCUGGAAUCCGUGAGCAUCUUCGAUCAAGGAAACGUGUUGAGGGAAAGUAUCUACGAGGUUGAAAUGACUGGGGUAACGGGUUCCUUCAAGUAUGCAUCCGAUGGAAACCUGGUCAAUCCAGCAUAUGAAAUCCUCAACGUGAUAGGGACGGGAUCUAGGAAGAUCGGUUAUUGGAGUAACUACACUGGAUUAUCUGUUGUUGCUCCGGAAGUACUCUAUGCACGCCCGCCAAAUCGUUCGGCGGCGAGCCAGAAGCUGCGACCGGUGAUUUGGCCUGGGGACACAGAGCAGAAGCCUCGUGGUUGGGUUUUUCCGAGCAGUGGGAGGCUCUUAAAAAUUGGAGUGCCGGUAGGAUUUAGUUACCGUCAGUUUGUCUCGCAAGUACAGGGCACUGACAUGUUCAAGGGCUUCUGCAUUGAUGUGUUUCUUUCUGCACUGAACUUGCUGCCUUAUGGCGUCCCUUAUAGGCUCGUUCCAUUUGGGGAUGGUCGCAGCAAUCCUGAUAACAACGAGCUCGUUCGUUUGAUCACGGCGGGUGUCUUUGACGGAGCAGUUGGUGACAUUACAAUCACUACGGAGCGAACAAAGAUGGUAGAUUUCACUCAGCCAUUUAUUGGGUCCGGCCUGGUAGUUGUAGCCCCAGUUAGGAAGUCAGACUCGAGUGCCUGGGCCUUUUUGAGACCCUUUAGUCCGGAGAUGUGGGGUGUCACGGCCAUCGUUUUCCUGGCUGUUGGGGCUGUUGUUUGGAUUUUGGAGCAUAGAUUGAAUGAUGAAUUCCGGGGACCUCCCAGAAGACAAUUAACUACGGUUUUGUGGUUCAGUUUUUCAACCAUGUUUUUCGCCCACAGGGAAAACACAGUGAGCACUCUUGGUCGAAUUGUGCUUCUUAUAUGGUUGUUCGUGGUUCUCAUAAUAAAAUCUAGUUACACGGCAAGCCUGACCUCAAUCCUCACCGUGCAGCAGCUUUCUUCUCCCAUUAAAGGCAUUGAGACCUUAGUUGCUAGCAAAGAGCCUGUUGGCUACCUGGAGGGUUCUUUCAGUAGGAACUAUCUAAUUGAAGAAACUGGAAUUGAUGAAUCCAGACUUGUUCCUCUGAGGACACCAGAAGAGUCUGCCAGAGCAUUGAGAGACGGUCCCAAAAAGGGCGGCGUUGCCGCCUACGUUGAUGAGCGUGCUUACAUUGAACUCUUCCUUUCAAGCCGAUGCGAGUUCUCCAUAGUUGGCCGAGAGUUUACCAGAAAUGGUUGGGGAUUUGCUUUUCCAAGAGACUCGCCUCUGGCGGUUGACAUGUCGAGUGCAAUAUUGAAAUUGGCAGAGAAUGGAGAACUGCGGAGGAUUCAUGACAAGUGGUUGCUGAAUAUCGCGUGCCUAUCACAAAACACCAAGUUUGAAGUGGACAGACUUCGUCUUAAAAGCUUUUGGGGGCUGUAUCUGGCGUGCGGGGUGGCGUGCGGGGUGGCUUUAUUCAUAUAUCUCAUACGGAUGAUGAGGCAGUACAAGAAGCACUACGUAGCGGAGGUGGAUUCCGGCACUGGAUCUUCUUCCAGCAUUCGUACUUUCCUUACAUUUGCAGCCCAGAAAGAAUCUGAAGUGAAAAGCCGAUCCAAGACCAAGAGAAGGCUCUCUCGCGGAAGCACAAGUGCUGGCGGAUUAGUCAUCAACUCCAUCGGACAAUGCUCUCUCUCAUCUUCCGCUCAGGCCUGACAUGUUAAGGUUCUUCAGAACAAAAAGUAUUGAUUCACCUGCUUAUUUAUUAUUCUUUCAUCACUGGAUCCAUCAGACAUUUCUGUUUCCCUGUCAUCAUUGAAUCAUCAAUAAUAUAAUUCCUCAAA